Cinclus cinclus is the source of this 3078-nucleotide messenger RNA. RefSeq names its product selectin P ligand (gene SELPLG). The record is from RefSeq and is a predicted model, not a curated record. Gene Ontology annotation, cellular component: plasma membrane. NCBI's taxonomy places the organism in Eukaryota, Metazoa, Chordata, Aves, Passeriformes, Cinclidae. Gene Ontology annotation, biological process: leukocyte tethering or rolling; hemopoiesis. The transcript has 2 exons. The coding region runs from base 48 to 1262 and encodes 404 amino acids.
GUGAGUCCUGCAGUCGGGAUCCCACCGCGUUCACCAGCACAGGUCCCAUGGCGCUGGGCUGGGCCGUGCUGGUGCUGCUGGUGCAGAGCCCCCUGCGGGUGUGUGGGGCUGAGCUUCUGGAACCGGGGCUGCCCCAGGGAGGGCAGUGGGUCUGGGGAGUGGCCAAGCCCCUGCCCCUCUCCCGUGGGAAGAGGGAUGACAGUGGGCAGCAGCCCGGGGGCACCGCGAUGAUCAGCAGUGACAAGAGCGAGGGUGUUUCUGUGCCACCACCAGCACCCGGCACCAAGGCCAGCCUGCUCCAGGUGCCAACCGCAGCCAAUCCCAUGGAUGAUUCCCCUGAGCCUGAGCUGCUCCUGAGCUCUGCAGAAACAGUGCCCAGCACCAACACCAGCCUGCUCCGAGUGCUUGCAGUGCCCACCACAUCCGAGCCUAUGGAUGAGACAGAUUCCCCUGAACCCGACUUAUUGGAGGACUCUGUGGCGCCAGCAGUGCCCAGCACCAGCACCACCCUGCUCUGGGUGCCUGUAGCGUCCACCACAGCUGAUCCCAUGGAUGAGACAGAUCCCCCUCAUCCCGACCUGCUCCUGAGCUCUGCCCCACCACCAACGCCCAGCACCAAGGCCAGCUGGGCACUCGUGGUGUCAACCACAGCUGAUUCCAUGGAUGAGACAGAUACCCCUGAUCCCGAUCUGCUGCCAGGCUCAGAGCCUGGCACACUGUCAGCACCCCAAAAGAGCAUUGCCGCCACCACCACCCCCAGCUGGCUCAUGUCACCCAUCGAGGAGGACACAGUGACUGAUGGCCUGGACAGCAGCUCCUCCACGGGGCCACACUCAGCUGCCUCCCCAGCCUUUGUCCUCACCACCACGGGCUACAAGAAACCCAAGAAAUCCGGAGCUCUGCCUGCACAGACCCUCCCGGCCCCUCGGGACACGACGCCGAGGGACACCGCGGUGCCCUGGGAACCCAACGGGGUGAUGAGCAAGUGCCUGCUGGCCAUCCUGCUGCUGGGGCUGGUGGCCGCCACUUUCGUGGUGUGCACGGGAGUGCUGGGGUCGCUGUUGUGGCGGCGGGCGCGGACGGGGCAGCGCCGGUUCAGCCGCACCGAGAUGGUUUGUAUCUCCUCGCUCCUGCCCGACGCCGAGGCGGCCGCCGGUCCCCGACCUGUCCCGGCCCGGCGGCACAAGUUGCUGCUGCCCGACGGCAGCUCUGAGCCCGAUGGAGACAACCUGACUCUCAGCAGCUUCCUACCGGAGCACUGAGCCCCAGGGAUGGCUCCUGCAUCCCGCAGCGCUGCGGGGCCGCGUGCCCCGUCGCCGGUGGAGCCGCGGGCAGAGGAUUUCCUGUCCACCGGUGUUUUAGCUUGGACUAGUGUGACGGAGCUACUCCCCCGUGGCCAGAUCAGUCCUUGAGGCUCAUCCCAUUAAAGAGUUACCUGGACAUGGUGGUCUCUUCCUGGCAGGGCCGGCACCCUUCCCGCCCCGCCGCCUGCCCACAUCCUGCUGCCAAAAUUUCGCUUCUCCAUCCUCCCCCUCGAGCCUCUGGCGGAGCAGAAACGAAACCCGCGGCCACCCCUCGCCAGGCAGGGACCAGAUCCCGGGACCUUGGGGACGGGACCGCAGCCCCCGGGACCUCCUCCCAGCGUGGGAGCUGGAAGGGCGGGGGGGACGGGGCGGAAACUCCGGGGGAGGGGGACAGGGACAGGGACAGGACGGGCGCGCUCGUGUCACAACGUGUUCCUGCCUGCGGUCGCUGCUGCGAGGCGGGGACGCCUCCGGAGCCGCCGCUGCCUGUCAGGUGCUCGGCCCCGGGGGCGAACGGUGGCCGCAGGGUCUCGGCAUCGUCCGGCAGCGCUGGCCCCAGCUGGGACUGGGAGGGAUGGGGAGAGCAAACCCACGAGAGGCCAGCGAAGGUCUCACCAUUUCACCCGCUCAGGCAGGUGUCAGUCACUCCUCGGGCCACUAGCUGAUCCCUUCCUUGGGGGGGUGGAAAUAGCUCAGGACUGGCCCUGUCCUGCCAGGCUCAAUGUCCCCAUUUUUCCAUUUUACUUCACCCAGGUUCCAUAUCCCCACAUCCCCAUCCCUGCUGUGACCAGGUUCACCGUCCCCAUCUCUCCAUCCCUGCCCUGCCAGAUUCAGCAUCCCCAUUCCCACAUCCCCGUAUCCCCUUCCCCACAUCCCCAAGCUUGCAGCUUCCUCCAAGGCCACUCCGGACUGUCUGUCCAAGGGGAACUGCCAGCGUGAUCAUUCACCUGCAUCCCAGACCUGCUGCCUGUUUACAUUCACACUGUGCUUGGGGUAUUUUCCAUCUGGAUCCUGGCAGCUGCAUGGCCCUGCUCUGGCUGUGAAUGUAAAUGUUUAUUGGUGAGUCAGCCAGCCCAGGGGAUCCACAGCCGGUGGCAGUGGCCAGUCCCCACACAGAACACCGUGGCUGUAGGCUCCUUGCUGAUGCCACUCUGCUCUGUCCCACUGUGUCCCCACACCAGCACCGUGCCAGCCAAAGCAGCCACGGGGGAAGAGGGAUGCUCCCAUCCUCUGGCUUCAUCCUUAUCCAUCCUCUGCCCCCAGUGAGGAUGAGGCUGGUGUGGCCCAAGGAAUUGGAUGGGUGCAGAUCUAAGGGACUGCUCCCCUGUGCCAGCUGCUCUCCAGCAGGAGCCCAGCAAGGAUAAACUUUCCUCCACUGCAGGAGUGGGAGCGGGAGCUGGGGGCCGGGAAUUGCCCUAUUUGGCGCAGUCAGCAGGUCCUGUCUGGCUGCCAUUGCCCACCUCACAGCACAGGAAUUCACGGGAAGCCUGUGCGGUGUCACAGCAGGAUCCUCGGGAUCCCCCCAGACAGCAGGAGGGCAGCAUGGGGUGGGGUGGCACUGGGCUGUGGUGGGUGACGCGAGGCCAGGGGUGGCACAGUCCCGCGCACGACGCUGCACAUGGAGCUCCACACGCCUCGUGCAGCUCUGCAGGAUGGGUUCCCUCCGGCUAUUUUGCUGGCACAGCAAAGCGCAGCCCAGGGAAGCAAAUUAGAAGCAGAGCAAGGCUGAAAUACCCCAAAUUACCGGUUCCCUGGACGGGCUGUGCCGCCCAGC